AGCCACGACUCCAGCGGCAGCGUCCCCCCCCCAAACGCACAGCUCCACGCGGCCCGCUCGAUCGCUCGAUCACGGGGCUGCGCGCGCGGCACGGGGCUCCCAGAGGUAGGAGGAGGAGCAGCGGCCAGCCAUGCUCCAGGCCAGCUCGGAGCGGGCGGCGGCGGCGAGGCUGUGGGUGCCGGGGAUGAGCCCGGGGCCGAUGGACGCGGGGUCGGCGAGGGCGCAGGAGAUCGCGCGGCGGCGGGAGGAGAUGCUGGGGAUGCUGCACGACCUCCCCGAGUCCGAGUACGAGCUCUCGCUCACCGACCUCGUCGAGAAGGCCGGGGCCGAAGAAGCCGCCGCGCCCGCGCCGCCGGCCGAGGGGAGGGAGCAGCCGGACCCGGCCGCGUGGUCGGCGUCCGGCAGGCCGGCGGGGAGGCCGGAGCGGCGGGCGUCCGCGCGGCGGCGGACGGACAGCGGGAGCGUGGGCGGGAGCAGCUUCCGCAGCAGCAGCGACGGCGUCCUGCUCAACUUCUACAUGCCGCGAUCGCUCACCAGGAGCUUCACCGCGCCGCGGCCCAGCCGGACGCCGUCCAUCUCCGGCGGCCGGACCCCCAGUGUCGCCUCCGAGUGCAACAAGAGGGAGAGGGACCCGGACGCCGAGACCGUCAAGUGCUGGUCGUUGCUGUGGGAUCGGCGGUGGCGCAAGUCCAGCCGUCGGGACCCGGGCGCGCCGCCCGGCGAGUCCGCCAUGCGCGCCGCGUCGGCCGCCAUCCUGAAAGCGGCCAAGCACUCCGCCGCUUCACCGGCCAAAGUCUGAGCAGCGGGCCGGUGUCUGCUCCUAGUAUUUUUUUUUCUUUCUGUUGCAGGCCUGCAGCUCUGUACAUAUAUGCUUUGUGUGUGAUAUAGUGAUACGAUUUGUAUA
Panicum hallii is the source of this 904-nucleotide messenger RNA. RefSeq lists its product as uncharacterized. The record is from RefSeq and is a predicted model, not a curated record. NCBI's taxonomy places the organism in Eukaryota, Viridiplantae, Streptophyta, Magnoliopsida, Poales, Poaceae. The coding region runs from base 131 to 799 and encodes 222 amino acids. The transcript is spliced from 2 exons.